This is a messenger RNA of Symbiodinium natans, 789 nucleotides long. The record is from the annotation of a GenBank genome assembly. Lineage: Eukaryota; Dinophyceae; Suessiales; Symbiodiniaceae.
AUGGUGAAAGAGCAUCUGGCCCGAAUCCUUCCACCUGUGGCGGCACGAUGCCGGGAGGUGCAGCAAGACAAGCGUGCUCCGCUGCUCUCCGACCCCUUUGCCUGUCAUCUGGUGGAGGCUUUCGGGCCGGCGACGGAGGAGUCAGAGGAAGACCAACUGGCCCGGGUGGUGCAUGACGCCUUCCUCGACCGCAUCCUCUUGGAUGCGGUGUCCAGGCGAACAAGGCAGGCGAUGCUGUUCGGCUCGGGCUUGGACGUCCGGGCCUUUCGCUUGCAGCUGCCUCCGCAGCUGAAGGUCAUUGAGGUGGAUGACCCGCAGGUGCACAAGGCUAAAGCCUUGGUACUCGAGGGCCUCAGUGCGCGGCCCCGGGCCGCGCUGAAGCGCGUGGCCGCAGCCGAAGCAGAUUCGACGAAGCCCUGCCUCUUCAUCAUCUGCGUUCCGACAGCGACCGCCCUCAGCGCCAUCCCGCAGCUUUCCGAGAUGGCGGCCGAGGGCAGCACCGUGGUCGCUCAGAUACUACGAGCAGCACAGCCCGAAGGUGCAGAAAGCGUCGAUGCCGACGUGGCUGCCAUGAUUGCCGCUUUCGAGGCUUCCGGGUGGCAGCGGCCAGACCGUGUGGGCCACGCAGCAUUGCAAAGGCUCUUCCCAGUGAACGCGCCAGCGGACGAUGUGGCGGCGAUGGUCGUUGCCGAGCGAGGUGCGCCGCUGAUGCCACAGAGGCCAUCGGCUGCGGGAGCCAAGCGCAAGGAUGGUGCCCCCAUGUCGUACUAUGGCUGGCGAGGAGACUGA